This is a messenger RNA of Manihot esculenta (cassava), 1848 nucleotides long. Its product is annotated as pentatricopeptide repeat-containing protein At3g49170, chloroplastic-like. The coding region runs from base 689 to 1579 and encodes 296 amino acids. Lineage: Eukaryota; Viridiplantae; Streptophyta; Magnoliopsida; Malpighiales; Euphorbiaceae. Gene Ontology annotation, biological process: RNA modification. Gene Ontology annotation, molecular function: protein binding; zinc ion binding; RNA binding. The record is from RefSeq and is a predicted model, not a curated record. The transcript has 2 exons.
UGAUAAGCCUCUCUCUUCCAUUUCCCGCCAAACUCCCUGUGCCUCAUGUGAAACCCAGCAACCAACCUUCGCGCCAAAACCUUCCUCCAUCUUCCAUGUCCGUCAACCACUGUAACAGCCGCUUCCACUCCCUCAAGGACCGCCUCGCCCGCCACCUCCAUGCUGGCCAUGUAACAGCCCGGCUCUUUCACCGGCACUGUUACCGUUCACGGCCCAGGCUAUCCUCGCCUGGCCUCGUGCCUCGGGCUUUCCACUGGCAUCGUGAACAAGUUUAUGCAUAUGCAGCGAAUUGGGGCUUGCAUCAGUUAAUUGUGUGGGGAAUUCUCUUAUUAGCAUGUAUGCUCGGUGUGGUAAUAUGGAAAAUGCUAGGAAAGCCUUUAACAUUCUAUUUGAUGAGAAUUUGAUUUCUUAUAAUACAAUUGUCAAUGCAUAUGUAAAUAGUUUGAAUUCUGAGGAAGCAUUCAAAUUUUUUAAUGAAAUUGAGGAUACGGGAACUCAGGUUGAUGCCUUUACAUUUGCUAGUCUUUUGAGCGGAGCAUCUAGCAUUGGUACAAUUGGUAAGGGUGAGCAAAUCCAUGCUUGCAUACUGAAAUCAGGUUUCAAGUCAAAUCUUCACAUUUCUAAUGCUUUGAUCUCAAUGUACGCUUGAUGUGGACAUAUAGAAGCUGCUUUUCAAGUUUUUAGUGGCAUGGAAGAUCGUAAUGUUGUAUCUUGGACUUCAAUGGUUACUGGAUUUGCAAAACAUGGAUUUGCUGCAAAGGCUUUAGAGACCUUUCACAAUAUGCUAGAGGCAGGUGUAAGGCCAAAUGAGAUCACAUAUAUUGCUGUUUUAUCAGCUUGUAGUCAUGUGGGUUUGAUUUCUGAGGGAUGGAAACACUUCAAAUCAAUGAAUAUGGAACAUGGUAUUGUCCCAAGGAUGGAGCAUUAUGCUUGUAUGGUUGAUUUACUAGGUCGCUCAGGAUGUCUUGAAGAAGAAAUGGAGUUCAUUAACUCAAUGCCCUUCAAAGCUGAUGCUUUGGUACUCCGAACUUUUCUCGGAGUUUGCCGAGUACAUGAUAACAUAGAUCUUGGGAAACAUGCUGCUAAGAUGAUUCUUGAGCAGGAUCCAAAUGAUCCAGCGGCACACAUUCUUCUAUCAAAUUUGUAUGCUUCUACUGGUCAAUGGGAUGAAGUGGCGGAAAUUAGAAAAAACAUGAAAGAGAGAAAUUUGACUAAAGAAGCAGGUUGUAGCUGGAUUGAAGUGGAAAAUAAAGUGCACAAGUUCUACAUGGGUGAUACUUCCCACUCCGAAGUUGUAGAGAUCUCUGAUGAACUGGACCAAUUGGCUUUAGAAAUAAAGGAAUUGGGCUAUGUUCCAAAUACAGACUUUAUUCUUCAUGAUGUUGAGGAGGAGCAAAAGGAGCAAUCUUUGUUCAAACACAGUGAGAAAAUAGCUGUUGCAUUUGGUUUCAUAAGUACAUCUAAAUCUAAACCAAUAAGGGUUUUUAAGGAUCUUCGAGUUUGUGGAGAUUUUCAUACAGCAUUCAAAUACUUUUCAAUCUUCAGAGGAAGAAAAAUUGUGGUGAGGGAUUCCAAUUGAUUCCAUCAUUUCAAGGAUGGGAAAUGCUCCUGUAAUUAUUACUGGUAAAAUGAGUUGAAGUGGCCCGAAGAACAUCUGGUCUACUUCAUCAACGGCCGCGUCAGAAGAUGAGCUCUACACUGACGGCGAUGAUGGUUUUGAUGAGUUCCGGUUCAGUGAUGGCUCGAAACAGAGGAUCUGGUGGUCUAAUGAAGACAACAAUAGUUGGAUCGACGAUGAAUAGAUUCUACUUGCUGCCCUUGCUAAUUUGUAAAUGUUGAUAGUUCAAG